UAUCUUCUUUUUUUUUUAGUAGAACAGGAAGAACCAUUUAUCUGUGAAUACGAACCAGCAACAUGUACAGCCGAUGCUAUAAGCUUAUGACCUAUUAGAAUAAACUAUUCCUUUAAAAUCGGUUACUAAUGUAUUCAAGGAAGAAUGUCGUCCGAUUUAAUGUUAGACUUCGAGACUCAAGAACAACAAAUGAUGAACGGUGAAACUGGCACCAUGUCCAUCGACCAGGAUGGCGAGUGGGACAUCAGCCUGUUUGAGGAGCUGGACAACCUUGGAGAUGCAGACGAACUUUUUCAGGCCUUGGAGUGCGUGGGAUAUGCCGGCGAUGCCCCAGACCUCGACUUUGACAUCGACCUGCCUCCCUGGAGCACUGACACAGGCAGCACCUACACAGAUGGGGAUCUGAGUGUGGACUCUGUCUCUCCUGCCCAUACCAUGAGCUCUGUCACCUCGCCUGCAUCCCGAGAUGCCCUGUCACCUUACUCCAUACAAGAGGAUCUAUCCCAAUCUCCUCAGCCCUCUCCUGCCGUCUCUGUCUGCUCUGAGUCCAGUGGCUUCUCAGAGCCCCCCCUGGCCAAGAGGGCCCCCAAGAGGACCAAUCAGGCCACGCGAGUGAAGAGGCCUAUCCAGCUCACCCCUAAGGUGUCCAUCCAGCCCAGACCAGUUGUAACGGCUGUACCCCAGCAUGCCGCGGGCCCUCUCCAGACCGUCAUCAUCCAGCACCUGCAGACCACCCUGGUGCCUCACCCUGCUGUGGUCAAACCUGCCCCUGUCAGCAUACAGCCAGCGCCACCUAUAGGUGGUCCGUUGGUGCUGUGCCAGCCGGCCCAGGUGCUGCAGAUCCACACUCCACAGGCAGUCACCGGGCACCUGGUCACCAUGCCAACACUGACCCAAGAGAGGCCCGCCCCCAUUGCAGUCGCACUCCACAGCCCUGGCUCUGACGAAUAUUCGAAUGUGUCCCAGAGGCAGCAGAGGAUGAUAAAGAACAGGGAGUCAGCGUCUCAGUCCCGUAAGAAGAAGAAGGAGUACCUGCUGACGCUGGAGGUCCGUCUCAAGAUGGCGCUGUCUGAGAACCAGCUGCUCAAGAAUGAGAACGGCACCUUGAAGAGACAGCUGGAGGGACUACUCUCUGAGAACACGGUUCUGAAGACCAGUGCUCCUAAGAGGCGGGCCAUUUGUCUCAUGGUUGUGCUGGUGUUCCUCAUGCUCAAUGUGGGACCAAUGAGUUUGUUUGAAGGUGGCCGUGGCUCUAAACUUCAGACUGGCUCCAUGCACAGCGGCAGACAUCUGCUGGGCUUCUCCCAAGAGACAGACACCCCGGUGGGCCCCGAAUCCCUCCAGACCACCCCUCCGACCCACAGUUCGGAGGACAAGGCUUUGAUGGUGGUGAAGAAGGAUCCUCUGUUCUUCGGACCUCCUCCUCCCUGUCUGCCGCCUGUCAACAGGACCAAAUGCCUCAGGUUGAACCAUGAGCUGCGAGGCUGGGUGCAUCGACAUGAGGUGGAGCGGACCAAGACCAGACGCAUGAGCAACAGCCAACACCGAGCAAACAGGACUAUCCCUAAAGAGGAUAAGAAGGCUGAGGUGUCCCAGGUCCUAGCAGUCCAGUACACUGACUCCACAGAGAAGAGCCCUGGUAAUGAGCUGCAGGUGUACUUCGCUCCUCACCGCACCUACAACGACUUCUUUGAUGAGAUCCAUCGCCGUGGAGACACCUUCUACGUGGUGUCUUUCCGCAGGGAUCACCUUUUACUUCCCGCUACCAGCCACAACAAAGGAAGUAGGCCCAAGAUGUCCGUGGUGUUGCCAGCCAUGAACAUUAAUGAUCGUGUGAUCAAGGACAAGGAGUUUGAGGUGAUGAUGCAGAUUGACUGUGAGGUCACAGACACCAGGAUCCUCCACAUCAAGUCCUCCAGUAUCCCACCAUUCCUGCGUGUCAACCGCACCCACACCCUGUACCCGCCUUCACCUGCGGACAGCAAGGCCACGCCUCCUGUCCAGGUGCUCAUGGGUUCCGCGUAACCUCUAUCAACCAAUCGAAUUGAUGCACAAACCCAUAACUCCCACCAACCAAUUGAACAGUGAAAUUGAAAAAAUGGAACAACAACAGGUCUGUUCUCCUUCACCAGUUUAACAGAUGGAACAACAACAGGUCUGUUCUCCUUCACCAGUUUAACAGAUGGAACAACAACAGGUCACAUGUUUCUAUUUACCUUGUGUUCUUUUUUUUAUUUUCUACAGAUCUGAGAUAAU
Messenger RNA from Oncorhynchus tshawytscha (Chinook salmon), 2256 nucleotides. It is a transcript of the gene atf6, whose product is annotated as activating transcription factor 6. The transcript has 16 exons. Gene Ontology annotation, biological process: regulation of transcription by RNA polymerase II; endoplasmic reticulum unfolded protein response. The coding region runs from base 145 to 2025 and encodes 626 amino acids. The record is from RefSeq and is a predicted model, not a curated record. Gene Ontology annotation, cellular component: nucleus. Lineage: Eukaryota; Metazoa; Chordata; Actinopteri; Salmoniformes; Salmonidae. Gene Ontology annotation, molecular function: RNA polymerase II cis-regulatory region sequence-specific DNA binding; DNA-binding transcription factor activity, RNA polymerase II-specific.